CUCAUGCUCGCCGACCUCGAUGACCAGCUCUAAAGGGACAUGCUUGCGUGACAGUGUGAAUGCUGAAGGCUGCUCGAAACUCAGCACUCUUCUUGCGCGUUUACGAGCCUACAGCCGUGUACUGAUCGCGACGUCUGCGAAAACGCUCAGAAUGACGUCGCUCUAACGCUGUGAUAAGCGUGAUUGAACGACCUGGAUUUCCAAUCAAUCACGGUCUCGAUCAUUGUCUUUACGAACACCGACUCAGGCAUUUCGAUUCGUGCAACAUAUAAUCACAUAGCUAUACGAAAGUGCCUCCCCGCGCGGCCGUCAAGUACCGUAGCAGCGAGAGCAGCAGCUGUUUCUACGAUGGCUGACUGCAAUUUGAUGUUCCUCUUUCACUUGAGCUUGCUCGUGAACGUGACGCCUUUGUCCAAAGCCACGAAUAAUUUUCCAACAUACUGCGAGACCGGCAUCCCUUUGUCUCACGGUCGAAAUGAGAAGCCGGAUAUGGGUAAGUACGCAGUUUCCAUUGUCAGGUUCAUUUUCUCAUGGCUUCAUCUUUCCAUACAUCUCCACCGCAGCUCCAUGAAGACGCUCGGCUCAUCGUCUCAAUACACUUACGAUGGGUAAUAUAUCACGCUUGGCUUGCUUGUUUGCACUUGCUGCAGCGAGCAUUGCAGACACAUGCAAUCCUGUAAACACUAGAUGUCAUCCAAACAUGGGACUGGCAAACAGUAGUU
This is a messenger RNA of Aureobasidium subglaciale EXF-2481, 722 nucleotides long. RefSeq lists its product as uncharacterized. Lineage: Eukaryota; Fungi; Ascomycota; Dothideomycetes; Dothideales; Saccotheciaceae. Bases 349 to 612 code for a protein of 87 amino acids. The transcript has a single exon. The record is from RefSeq and is a predicted model, not a curated record.